This is a messenger RNA of Bicyclus anynana (squinting bush brown), 1380 nucleotides long. RefSeq names its product carnosine N-methyltransferase. NCBI's taxonomy places the organism in Eukaryota, Metazoa, Arthropoda, Insecta, Lepidoptera, Nymphalidae. Bases 174 to 1310 code for a protein of 378 amino acids. Gene Ontology annotation, molecular function: S-adenosylmethionine-dependent methyltransferase activity. The transcript has 8 exons. The record is from RefSeq and is a predicted model, not a curated record.
AGGUUGCGUUGCGUCAGAUGAGAUGAGUUCUUACUUCUUUCUUUAAUUCUUUGUUUCUAAUUUGAUUUCUCGAACUAUAAUUAUUAUAAUUUCUUCGAAGAGUUCGGUGCAUCUUUCGCAAUAACUUACUCAAUUUUCUGUUGUUUACGUAUUUCGUGUUUUUUAUUAUAAAAAUGUCAAACACCGUACCCACUGAAGAAAUUGACGAAGUGAAGGAGCGCGCCCAUUUUAAAACUGUAGUAAACGCUUUUAAAUAUUACAAGUUAUGCAGCUUAGACAGGAUACUCAAAUCAGAGAACAUAAUCUCAAUGUUACCAUCGAGCCAUUGUAAACGGCUAGAAAAAUACAGAGCCUACCUCACAAAGUUCAAGAAAUGCCUGGACGUCAACAAUAGUAUUGUACUUCUAAUAAUAAAAGAUGUGGACACCAUGUUUACAAAUGUAGACCACAGUAUUGAUGUACAGACAAACGGGACGGAGAGUUUUGGUUGUGAUUAUAAUAAUUGUGAGAUACCAUCACAGGCACAGCACAAAAUGCAGCAUGAUGUUGAAAAGGUACAAUCAGUGUUAAAGAACAUAGUGAGAGACUGGAGCGACGCAGGCGCAGCGGAGAGGGAACAAUGCUACAAACCCAUAUUAGAUGAGCUGGACUAUAGGUAUCCAGCUGAAGAGUUUAGUGACCGCUCCCACAUCAAAGUGCUGGUGCCGGGCGCGGGGCUCGGCCGCCUGGUGUGGGAGGUGGCGGCGAAGGGAUACUGCUGUCAGGGCAAUGAGUUCUCGCUCUUCAUGCUGUUCGCUAGCAACUUCAUCCUCAACAAAUGUCCAGAGGCUAACAAGCACACAGUGUACCCGUGGGUGCACCAAUAUGUGAACCACCUGACCAGCGAGCACCAGAUCCAAGCGGCGACGUUCCCCGACGUGCCGCCCGCGACGCAACAGUCUCACUGCUCCAUCGCUGCCGGAGACUUCCUCAAGGUAUACACAGAGGCAGAUGAAUGGCACUGCGUGGCGACGUGUUUCUUCAUAGACUGCGCACCAAAUGUGAUAGAGUUUAUAGAGAGGAUAUACGCUAUACUGAGGCCGGGCGGCUACUGGAUCAAUCUGGGACCGCUGCUGUACCAUUAUAGUGAUAUGCCGACAGAAAUCAGUAUUGAGCCGCCUUAUGAUGUAUUAUUAGACAUAAUUAGAGAUGUCGGAUUUGAAAUUUUGAAAGAAAAGACCGGCGUGAAGACGAAAUACGCCCAGAAUCCCAACUCUAUGAUGCAGCAUGAAUAUAACUCGGUGUUCUUUGUAUGCAGGAAGCCUGACUGAUCUUCUAACUGUUAAAUCAAUCAAAAUGUUUUAUUGUAUGUCAAAGUGGAAACAUCUAAGUACAUCAGCA